This is a messenger RNA of Physella acuta, 5199 nucleotides long. Its product is annotated as ubinuclein-2. The record is from RefSeq and is a predicted model, not a curated record. Lineage: Eukaryota; Metazoa; Mollusca; Gastropoda; Physidae.
AUUUACUACUUGACAUUGUGGCAACCAAAAUGAAAUCAUAUAACCUGUGCAAAUCAAGAAAUCAGACAGCUGAAGAUUUUAUCAGGGCCUAUCUCGACACAGAUAUUAAGCCCAUCUGGCCUCAGGGUUGGAUGCAGACAAGAAUGUUAUUCAAAGAGAGUAGAGCUGCACAUGAAGACAUGACCAAAGUAUUAAAUAAAGAACCCAAACAAAAGAAAAAUGUUUCCCUGGUCAAAGCAUCUUCUCCAACUCCUGAGCAGUCAAACCAAGACACUGUCCGAGCCCAUGUAUCUAAAACAGAGGAUGUUAUAGAAAUAACAGAUGAAAAGACAGACACUGUUGUGGUCAAUUUGCCUAACGUGGAUGUCAAACCUUUGUCAACAGUUUCCACUUAUAAUUCAUCACCCAAAAUAUCACAACCCUCUAAUGCUGACACAUCUGCAGGUAGUAGAAUAAAUAAGCAAGCGAACACACCCUGGACAGCGCUAGCUACACCAACUUCAACGUCCAUGUCACAAAAACCAAACGACAACUUGAAUAAUUCGUCAUCAAAGUGGAGUCAAAAAGCCGAGUCGGCUGUUCCUUCAGUGACACCAACGUCACCAUCUGUCCAGAAAACACCAGUCAUCUCCAGGUCAUCUCACCAAGGGCUGUCACCACCAGUGUCCAGCUCAACACCAGGGGGUGCAGAUAAUAGCCCUACCUCAGCCAACAGUACUCGUACAUUUAUGACAGCAUUUGAAAGCUUUGCCGGUGCUUACUCCAGGUCUGACACCACUGCAUCCAUCUCCUCGCCACAGACACCCAAGCAAAGCAUUCUGGGCCAGCAGCCAGCUAAAGCUGUGCCCCUGCAGCCAGCCUUGACAUUUGAGCAGCAGCAGCUUGCCAGCCCACAGCAAAAAUCAUCUCAGGAACAGAAAGUUGUGAAUGCUCAACAGCAGAAGGCAGCAGCCAGAUCAUCCUCAUCCGUGGUUGUGAACAAGGACAUUCCUAAUGCUUCGUGGAGCAAUGUUAACUCUGUUGUCCCUCAGGGAAAAACAUCUAGUCCUGCAGGAUUAAUAGGUAGAGUUCCAGUGAUAUCCCCUAGCACUGUAGGUGGAUCUAGCGACAAAAGUAGACAGUUGCUGGUGCACCAGGAGAAACAAACCAAAUUUAUCAACACCGUUUGCGCUAAAUUAGACCAGUCAACUAGCUCAAAUAAAAAGCGCGCCCAAGUCUCAAACAUGGGGUCAUCGUACCAGACGUCACCUCAACAGAAACAAAGUUCAAUGUCCUACCCGUAUCCUAUGUCUUCCAAACAGGACAUGCAGCAAAGAAGUACUGUCCCCAGCAGUAACGGCCCUUCGCCGGCCCACAAGUGGUCAGGCUCAACUAGCCAACAAAUUCAGUCUUGUACUGUUAUAGGAACUUCCAGCAGCAUUCAUGGCCCUAACAUGCCAUUUAUGCGGGCAUUAGGACCUGGUACACCUAAUGUACAACCUAAUGCCAAAAGCAAACAAACUUACGGAACAAUAAGGCAGCCGUCCCCUCCACAAAAAGCACAGUCAACGUUACCUAGACCGUCAGCUCAUAAUGAAACAGGUUUGUUAAACAGUCCUAUGGUGUCAGUUUCUAGAGGUAGCACCCCAUCUCCACAGAGGUCUCCAAUAUCCCCAGAGCAACCUUCGUUAUCACUUUACGAGCAGAUACAGUCACAAAUUCGUAAUCAAGAAGCCAUGGAGGGCCAGGCAUUAAAGAAUUUGGCAAUGGCGCUUAGCUAUACCAAUUCUUCAAACCCAGGUUUUCAAGGAGUGAAGCCUGCCCAGAUCAGGGGGAUGCACUCUGAAGUGAGUGAUAGCCAAAGUACCAGUGCAGUGGUCACUUCCAAAAGUAUCAUCCCCUCUCCGAUACAAGCACUCCCUGUCCAGUCGUGUGAGAAACUUGACAGACCUGUUCAACCAAAACAGCAUAGCGUGAUACUGGGUAGGGAUUGUGAUAGCUUUGGUGUCCAGUACUCGGCCAGAGAGUGGGGCGGCAAGUCACCUGGUGAUAAAAGCCUGUCCAAAAAGGAAUUUGAAGUAACAGAAACCGUAGGCGUUUACACUGAAACAACAGCGGCUGACUCAAAACAUGUUACAGGUGGUAAUGAGUUCUCAACAUACAUGAUCCAAAGCAAGAAGAUGGAACCUCAGCAACGGUCAGAUGUAACUGCAGAAUAUUACAGAGAAUCUCUCAUUUUUAAAAAACCAUUUCAGACUUUUAAAUCGCCAGGCAGCUAUGCACCACAAACACGGGCGACUGCUCCUAUAAAAAUAAAUUGUGUGGAUAAACCGUCUGGGAAAGCUAUUUACAAACAAAAUGUCUCUCAAGGGCAGUCAGUUCAUAGAACAGCAGCCAACAUGGUGCUAGAUUCAAAAUGUAAUGACAUAAUGGCCAAGUUUACUGCUGACCCUAAGGUCACCACCGCAACAAGAGAUCACCAGCAUAUUGCCAGCCCAGCAGGGGAUUGCUUGUUUCCAGUCGAUCAAAUGCUAAACCAUUCGUUGCCACAGUACCCUUAUUCUCUCAAGUAUGCCGAGCAUUCAACAGACAAGUCUCUGGAAACUCAAACAUUUCCUGGACAAGUUUCUGUUCAAAAUAUGUUGAACUCAGCUCCACCUUCAGUGUCACUUGGCAAAAAGAAUAUGGAUGCUACCAAGCAGUUAGGUAAAUGAGCUUCAGCUAGAAUGCUACACUAUUGCCAAUAUCCCAAAGUAUCUUUCAUCGUUGAUUCAAGUUUUAAUGUUGCACUUAGUCAAUUACAUGUUAUUUUUCAAGUGAAUUUGUGUAUAGUGGUUGCUUAGUUAAUUUCUUCAUGUCAAGAAUGUAUGAUAGUUUUGUCAAUAUAUUGACACGUUUAAAAUUAAUCAAUAGGACUUGGCAUCUUUUUUUUCUGGGAAGUGGAUUUUUGAGUUUAUUUAACUGAUACACAAAGGACUAUACUGUGUAUUUUUGUUUGUUUUCUGUAUUUAAGUUUGUUAACCACUGCCUCGCUUGUAGUUUGUUGAUGUUUUAUUAUUUAAGUACUUUUUAAUUAGUUUUACUUGUAGAAAUUUUUGUUAUGAAUUUGAGGAAGUUAGUUUAAUUUUUACUGAUCUAAGUUUUUUUUUUAAUGUGAUCUUUAAAAAGUAGCCAGAAAGCUAGUCAUCAUGUUAAUCGUUUUAUGUUUCAAGUAUAAGUGAUCAAAAGUUAUGACCUUAAAAACAUUUUACUUAUAAAACCUGUUAAAAAAGUUUUUUGAAAGCUUUUAAUUUACAAGUAUUUAAAUCUUACACUAGAUAUCACUUUUAAAAACAACUUUAUCCUUAAUUGUACAUGCUGUAUUUUGGACCUUUGUAUAAACAAGCUCCACCUUAGCAAAUCAAUACCCAAUUAAUGUUUUUGUUCGUUUAAUUUAGAUAUAUUUUCUUUAGGAAAUUUCUAAGGUACGAUUCAGUCUUUACACAAACUUUAUUAAUUAUAGCAUAUUUUGUGGAAUUUGAUAGUUAAAAAGCCUGAUUUAUUAUUUCUUCGAAUAUUAGCUAUAAUUACCUGAAUGUUAUUAGUUUGUUUUUUUUAAACUAGAAAGUUAAUAUACAAAUUUUGUGUAUCUUAUACAUCUGGGUUCUAUAUAAUUCUACAAUUCAAAUUCUAUAAUUCCACUUCUUUUAACAAAUAGUUUGUUUAUUAUAUAUAAUACUGGAAUUAUUGAGUAGAUCUAACAUGUAUGGUGUCCAUUAAGUCUAAUUAUAAUUUCAAAAAUCGAUUACAAGGACAAAUGAAAAGGCAUAGUUAGAGAAUAAGCUGUAUAUAUUUGUUUUUCCCCUCAUUUAAUGUACCUCUAUGUGGACACCUAGUCUGAUUUAGAUGAGCGCUUUACAUUACCUAUAUAUAAUAGUGGCCUACACAGUUUGUAACUAAUGCAACACACACCACACCUCCCCAAAGAAAGUAGUCUGAAGUUAUAAAAAUCUAAGCAUCCAGUACUUGAAUUAUCAUUGAACUGUACCACAUCUUCAUCAUGACAUAAAUCUAUGGUCAAAUUUAACUUAACAAUUUUUAAUUGCUGCUUUGUUUUUUUGUUUACAAUUACUAGAUAAACUACACAAUAAUUCACUUUAAGAUAAUACAAUAACUAUAUUUUUUUUUAAAUCACUGCCAUAUUUAUUUAACCUAAAUGUCUCAGAUUUUUUUUUGUUCCCUUAAUAUUUUCCGUAAAACUUUAAAGUUACAUUCUAGUUUGAUAGAAAGGUAAUCUGACCUCACUUUUAUAUUGUAUGCAUUAUAAGUCCAUUAAAAAAUCUUGUUAUUGCAUGCAUAUGUCACAUGAGGAUAAAGGGAUGUUUAAUAGCUUUAAAUCUGAUUCAUUACUGUUAUGUGUGUCCAUUUAGUUUGAUUAAACAAAGUUUGCUAUAGAAACGAUCUUUGAAAAAUGUGACAUGAUUUAAUUUGUUAUGUUAGAUACUUGAAUUUGGUUCGCUGGUGUGAAUGUAAAAAAAAUACAUAUAGUAAUUCUUUAAAAUGGGACGAUAUGGUUGAAUGGUAGAGCGUAUAGUGACAAACCCUCAAGUUCAAAUUCAGAUUCCAGUCCAUAUUAAAAAACUAUUUUAAUUUCUAUCUAGUUUUGCUUAAAUAAUGGGAGAGGAUUAUGAUAUACUAAAGAUAAUUAUAUUGUAGAAUAAGUAUGAAUUAAAAUAAUCCUGGUAUAUAUAAUUAUUUAAUUUUUUUAAAAAUCAUGUAUAUUUUUUAAUUGCAGACAAUUAUUGGCACUUUUGUUUUAGGCUUGUUAGGUUGAACUUAAAUGUAAAAUGUUUUUUUUAAAAAAAACUUCACGUUUUACAUUUCUGUUCUUACCUCUGGAAGCUAGCAAUAUUUUGUACCUGCUUAUUUCAAGAACCUAAUCUAUGCAUUACAUAUGUUAAAAAUUGCUUCCUCAACUGUUGCUCUUUUCUUAUUAUUUAUAAAUGUCAACACCUUGUGACUUUUUUUUUUCUAGUUUAAAUAAUUUGUAUUUUAAAUUUAAAAAAUUAUUUUUAAAAUUUGUCUACAUAUAUUUGUAACAAGUUUCUUGUAUACUGUUUAAAAAAAAAGCCAUAAUUAUCAGGAAGUGAUCUGUCUGUGUCUAAUGUACAGCAUAUAUUUUUUUCUGUUCAAAUUACUUGUUAAAGUGGAUGAAUUAUCAGCAUACAAAAAGUAAUUAAA